Molecule: messenger RNA, 1601 nt
Organism: Amorphotheca resinae ATCC 22711
Lineage: Eukaryota; Fungi; Ascomycota; Leotiomycetes; Helotiales; Amorphothecaceae
Exons: 6
Coding region: 48-1601 (517 amino acids)
Biological process (GO): L-serine catabolic process; tetrahydrofolate interconversion; folic acid metabolic process
Cellular component (GO): cytoplasm
Molecular function (GO): cobalt ion binding; glycine hydroxymethyltransferase activity; serine binding
Source: RefSeq, a predicted model, not a curated record
GAUGCAUUUGAGCUUCUCAACCUUUUGAGUCCAGAGCUCAGAACGCAAUGUCUCUCUUCAAGGGCGCGUCUCGGUCCAUGAUCAGAGCUGCUGGGCGCAGAGCAGCUCCAGUAUCUAUCGUCAGGCGAGCUGCAUCUUCCAGGACUGCAGAAACUCAACACAAGUUACUCUCUACAGAUCUUGAACACGCAGACCCAGCUGUCUUCCAAAUUCUCCAGAAUGAAAAACGGAGACAAAAGCAUUUCAUCAACCUCAUUCCGUCCGAAAAUUUCACUUCCCAGGCUGUACUCGAUGCUCUAGGAAGUGUUAUGCAAAACAAAUACUCCGAGGGAUAUCCAGGAGCAAGAUAUUAUGGUGGAAACGAAUUCAUCGAUGAAUCUGAGAGAUUAUGUCAAUCCCGAGCUUUGGAAACCUUUGGUUUGAAGGAAUCAGAAUGGGGCGUCAACGUACAGCCUUUGUCCGGCUCUCCUGCCAACCUCUAUGCGUAUUCCGCACUCUUAAAUCCUCAUGACCGAAUAAUGGGCUUGGAUCUCCCUCAUGGUGGGCAUCUUUCUCAUGGAUAUCAAACACCUACAAAAAAGAUAUCCGCUAUCUCCAAAUACUUCGAGACUUUACCGUAUCGUCUGGAUGAGGAAACGGGCCUCAUUGAUUAUGCCAAGUUGGAAGAGCUAGCUACUCUAUAUCGGCCAAAGAUCAUAGUUGCGGGUACUUCUGCAUAUAGCAGACUCAUCGACUAUGCACGAAUGCGAGCAAUUGCCGACAAGGUUGGCGCAUAUCUUUUGGCGGAUAUGGCACAUAUUUCUGGCCUUGUCGCUGCGAAAGUCGUCCCAACGCCUUUUGAGUUCGCGGAUGUGGUCACCACCACUACACAUAAGUCACUGCGUGGUCCUCGAGGCGCAAUGAUCUUUUUCAGAAGGGGUGUUCGAAGAGUCAACCCGAAGACCAAGGAAGAGGAGAUGUGGAACCUUGAGGAACCGAUCAACGCGUCGGUAUUCCCUGGCCAUCAAGGAGGACCCCAUAAUCACACAAUCACUGCCCUCGCGGUUGCUCUCAAGCAGGCACAAAGCAGUGAAUUCAGAGCCUACCAAGAGACAGUACUCCUGAAUGCUAAGGCAUUUGCAAAGCGUCUUGGUGAUCCCAAAGAUAAAGGUGGUCUUGGCUACACAUUAGUAUCGGGAGGAACUGAUAACCACCUUGUCUUGGUUGAUCUUAAACCCCAAGGUGUGGAUGGUGCCAGAGUUGAGCGCGUAUUGGAACUGGUGGGUGUUGCAAGCAACAAGAAUACGGUGCCCGGCGAUAAGUCGGCUCUGAAACCCGGUGGCUUGAGAAUGGGGACGCCUGCUAUGACGACUCGAGGUUUUCAGCCUGAUGAUUUCGUGAGGGUCGCAGAUGUUGUAAACAGGGCGGUGACGAUUACGCAGAGGUUGGAUAAGGCUGCGAGGGCGGCAGCUGAGGCGAAGGGUAGAAAGAACCCCGGAAGUGUGAAAGCUUUCCUCGAAUAUCUUGGGAAUGGGGAUAAUGAAACGGAGAUUGUACAACUAAGAUCCGAGGUUGAAGAAUGGGUGGGGACAUUUUCUUUGCCAUGGGAGCCGAGUCCAUAG